AUGGAAGGACUGGCACGUGUAUUCCUGAUCGGUGGUCCCUCGAAAGCAGUUCGUUAUGAUGAGCAGACGACCAUUGAACGUGUUAUCCAUGUCGUCGCGCGAGGAAUCGGCAUCUCAAAAGUGGCUGUUGCUCAUUUUGCUCUUCGACUCGUCACUGGUCCAUCUCCACAAACAGCGGGUUCCGGAGAUUCACUUUGGCUUCAUCCAUUGCUUCGAAUUGCACAAUUACCACAUAUCUAUGCGAAACAUCUACCAAUCGGAGUUUGUGAUGAAAUCAAACUAGAAAUGCGAAUGAGACUAAUGCCACAAUCCGUAUACGAACUCCAAGUCACCGACAGUUCCGCGUUCGUCUAUCUCCACGAACAAGUCGUCGACGAAUUUUUCAGCCACGUGGCGUGGAGGUCUUCUGUGGAAGUGGCUCUGGAAGUAGCGGCUCUUAAGAUUUGUAGAGACUUUGCGGACCAUAACAAAGGCGCAGAUCACCAUAUGGAAGAAGUGGAUAUCGAUGCAUGUAUACAGUCUCUGAUUCCGAAUGUUCUUCAUAAUCCGAACCUGAAACAUAGUCAUUUGAAGAAACAGUUCAUGGCAUAUAUGAAGAAGUUCUCGGCAACUCCGCCGAAUGAAUCUAUCAUCAGAAGCCUUGCUCUUCUUCUAGACGUCGUCAAGUUUGAUGUGGAAGUUUUCAAAGCAAGUCUAGGUGCUGGAUGGACGAAUCCGGUGGAGUUGGUGGUGGGACCACAUGCUGGAUUGUCGUAUCGGCUGAAUGAAAGAUGUGAUACCUCCCGCCUUUUGGAACUUCGAACCAUUGCUGACAUUACAAUCCGAAAAAUGGAGCACGGAUCAGAAAAGACACUGUUGCAACUGAAACUAUCCGGCGCUGCAAAACCAGUGAUGAUAACUCUCUCCACAGAAGAAUUGGCACAAUCCCUGGCACAUCUUUUGGAUGGAUAUCAAAUGCUGUACAACCAAGGAGAUAGUGUAUUCAAAUUAAAAGGAAUCGAGAGAUGUGAAACCAUGACGAUGCAUGAGGCAACGAUUCGACCGAAGACUCCGAAUAAUAUUGACAAUAAUAUCAGGUUACGAAGAGAACUGAUCACUUUGAAAGAACUUAUUGGAGGAGGGCAGUUCGGAAAUGUAUAUAAAGCAAUUUAUCAUGACUUGGAGAAGGAUGAUAGGAUAGCUGUGGCUGUGAAAGUUUGCAAGAGUGAUGCAGAACCAUCAGAUACCCAGUUGAUUCUCCAGGAAUCAAGUCUGAUGCGAAACUUCCGUCACGCUCAUAUCAUCCAGCUUAUCGGAGUGUGUGUUGAUCAACCAAUGUGGUUAGUUUUGGAAUUGGCACCUCAUGGAGAGUUAAGAGAAUAUCUUCAACAAGAGAAGGAUUGGCUUCCCCUUCGAACUCUAACUCUGUUCUCAUCUCAAAUCUGUGAUUCACUGGUUUACCUUCAUUCCACUCGAUUCGUUCACAGAGAUAUUGCUGCUAGAAACAUCCUCGUUUGUUCUCCUCAAUGUGUCAAACUAGCAGAUUUCGGACUUUCCCGAGCACUAGACUAUGAUGCAGUUUACACAGCUUCACGUGGAAAACUUCCUAUCAAAUGGUUGGCUCCAGAAUCGGUCAACUAUCGACAGUUCAGUAUGGCUUCUGAUGUAUGGAUGUUUGGAGUUUGUAUGUGGGAAAUCUAUUCAUUAGGUAUCAAACCAUGGGCUGGUGUCACGAAUAGUGACGUCAUCAUGCAUAUUGAACAAGGAUCAAGACCUCCAUGUCCUGAGAAAUGUCCAGCGGCACUUUAUAAUUUUAUAAGGAACAAAAUGUGGGCGAUUGAGCCUCAUAAACGGCCGACAGUGGAUCAGAUUCAUGCGAUCAUCGAAGACGUCAGACAUCAAGUUCUUCGAAAUGUUCCACCUGAUCAAAUUAUAGUUGGUAAACCUUUAAGCCCUGCCGGAGUCAUAGUUGCCGAAAUGUCUAGUCUUCCAUCUCUAACCGUCUACCGUACUAUGGAAGAACAGAAGCGACAAGCAGAAGAAGAUGCGAAAUGGUUGGAAGAGGAAGACGGUGACAUUGAUGAUGAGUUGGAACCAGAUCAGAUUCCAUCCACGUCACACUCGUCGGUGGAGAACAUCCGAACGUCCAAUGGAUACCUACAUCACACUCCAACGUCAACCAGGUCACUGCGGUUUGAGGACAAAACCUCACGGGAACUGCGACGGAGUGUGGACGGCGUUUGCGACGCUGUGACAAAACUCCAAAACUCAUUCAACAAUCUGACACAUAACGAGGACUUUCUGCAUUCUGUCAAAGAGGUGACGUCACAACUCAGAGAGAUGUUGAUAGUGGCAUCAGGAAUGAGGGAUCGGGUAACGACGGCGACGCAGAGAACAGAAGUGGAUAUGACGAAGACGUUGAUUGCGAAUGAUAUGAAACAAAUGAGUCGGGUGAUGGCAAAGUUACAAGUUAAUGGAGAGCAGACGAUCUUCAACACUCUUCGUCGAGACGUCGUUCGGAUUUGUGGAGAACUAGCCGUGAAUUGCACAACUCUCCAACUGCAACUAACUCAACCACCACUGGAAAACGAGUUCUCCGCAUUACUUUCAAAUUGUUAG
Caenorhabditis briggsae is the source of this 2598-nucleotide messenger RNA. It is a transcript of the gene Cbr-kin-32, whose product is annotated as Protein CBR-KIN-32. The transcript has 10 exons. Gene Ontology annotation, cellular component: dendritic spine; focal adhesion; cytoskeleton. Gene Ontology annotation, biological process: protein phosphorylation; signal complex assembly. The record is from RefSeq and is a predicted model, not a curated record. Gene Ontology annotation, molecular function: ATP binding; protein tyrosine kinase activity. NCBI's taxonomy places the organism in Eukaryota, Metazoa, Nematoda, Chromadorea, Rhabditida, Rhabditidae. The coding region runs from base 1 to 2598 and encodes 865 amino acids.